CCCAGAGGCAGGUAAUCUGUACCUGUCGAAAAGAUUGGAGGAAUAACCGAUUUUAUAUCAAUUCCGACUGUUUUUUUCUCUCUUGUAGAGCGAUAUACUAUGCGAAGUUACAAGUUGUUCUUUUGACGAGUGAACUCCUGAAGUUGAGAACAUUGGACAUACUUUGUGCGACGAGGAGGAUAUAUAACACUGCUGUAUUUACAAGAAAUGGAUUCCAAUGGCAUUGAUGAUAAACAAGGUUUGGAAGGAGAUCCGGAGCUGAAGUUCUUGCUGGAUGGUGGGGGCCUUUUGAAAGUCCGUUCGGGCACAUGGAAAAAGACACGCUACUACAAGCUGCAGGAGGACUGCAGGACCAUGUGGCAUGAAUCCAAAAAGACCUUGAAGUCCAAACAGACCUUCUCUGUUGAGGACAUUGCAGCGGUACGGACAGGCCGGCAUACAGAGGGUCUGAGAAAAUACACAGAGGAGGCAGUGGAGGGCCGAGCAUUCUCAAUCUUGUUUAAGGGUCGACAGAAAAGCCUGGACCUGAUCGCCAGUUCUGAGGAAGAGGCCAAGAUGUGGGUCAGUGGUUUAGAGAAGGUCAUCUCAAACAUGAAAAACCUCAGUCCACAAAAGAAGACAGAACACUGGAUCAACAGUUGUAUUCGUAAAGCAGAUACAAACUAUGACCAAAAAAUGAGUCAGAUUGAGCUGAAGAGCUUUUUACAAGACAUCAACAUUGAGGUGGAUGAUGACUAUGCUCAGAUGCUCUUUGAGAAAUGUGAUUCAUCAAAGUCUGGAUUCCUGGAGGGAAAGCAGAUUGAGCAUUUCUAUAAAAUCUUGACACAAAGACAGGAGAUUGAUGUUAUCUAUGGAGAGUAUGCAAAGACAGACGGUCUCAUGAGUGCUGAUGACCUGCUGAACUUCCUGAGGAAUGAGCAGAUGGAGGAUGCAUCUCAGAGUGAUGCUCUUCAACUUAUUGAGAAAUAUGAGCUAGAUGAAAAUGCCAAAGAAAAACAGCAAAUGACAAAAGAUGGCUUCCUAUUUUACUUGCACCAGCCAGAGGGCAUGAUCUUUAACCCGGCCCAUAAAAGUGUUUACCAGGACAUGAACCAGCCUCUCAACCAUUACUUCAUCUCAUCCUCUCACAACACAUACCUGUUGGAGGACCAGCUUAAAGGACCCAGCAGCACUGAGGCUUACAUAAAAGCGCUUGUCAAGGGCUGCCAAUGUGUUGAGCUGGACUGUUGGGAUGGAUCUGAUGGGGAGCCGGUCAUUUACCAUGGUUACACUUUAACCUCAAAGAUCCUCUUCAAAGAUGUCAUUCAAAUCAUUAAGGACUAUGCCUUUAAGACGUCUGAGUACCCUGUGAUCCUGUCUUUGGAGAACCACUGCAGUUUGGAGCAGCAGAAGACCAUGGCUCGGCACAUGAUCUCCAUUCUUGGUAGCGCUCUGGUCACCAAACUACUUGGAGAUAAGAUGCCCAAAUGCUUCCCUUCCCCUGAGGAACUGAAAGGCCGGUUCAUAGUCAAAGGGAAGAGACUAGACAAACUUGAGGACACAUUUUCAGAUGAGCCCACAGCAGCAGAUAAUGAGAGUGUAACAGAGGAAGAAGAGGAUGAAGGUGAUGAAGACGAGACAGAAAAGAAAUCUAAUAAGUCGCUGAAGUUGGCAAAGGAGCUGUCUGAUAUCGUGAUCUACUGCAAAAGUGUCCGCUUCCAUGGGUUUCAGGAUUCCCGGGACAACCAGUCCUUUUAUGAGAUGGCCUCUUUUAAAGAGGGACAAGCUGUGAAUCUGGCAGAGGAAUCAGCAAAUGAGUAUAUCCGCCACAAUACGGACAAACUGAGCAGAAUUUAUCCAGGUGCACUGAGGACAGACUCCUCAAACUAUAACCCAGUGCCUCUGUGGAACGCAGGCUGUCAGAUAGUGGCCCUUAACUUCCAGACUCCUUGCCCAGAGAUGGAUCUGAAUCAAGGACUCUUUCUCCAAAAUGGGCAGAGCGGUUACAUUUUAAAGCCAUCUUACCUACGAGACACAGCGACUGAGUUUGACCCCAUUUCUCUGCCCAAGGGUCCAUGGCUAAAAAAAAAGACACUUCAUGUGAUGGUGAUCUCAGCCCAGCAGUUGCCCAAACUAAAUGAAAAGAAGUCCUCUAUUGUGGAUCCUCUAGUGCAAGUGCAAAUCUAUGGUGUGCCAGCUGAUACGACUGUGAAAGAGACACCAUACAUUGAGAAUAAUGGGUUCAACCCCAUGUGGAAUGAAAGUUUCAAGUUUGAUGUGCUUGUGCCAGAUCUAGCCCUGGUCCGCUUUUUGGUUGAGGAUUAUGACUUCACAUCAGACAAUACAUUUAUUGGCCAGUACACACUUCCCUUCAACAGCCUAAAGAAUGGAUAUCGGCAUGUCCCACUGCUCACCAAGAAUGGAGACCUCCUGUCCUCAGCUAGGCUUUUCCUUCACAUCUUGGUUGUGGAUGCUGAAUAAUCCAAACUUCACUGAGUUUAGACUGUAUUCAACAAUGCCGGUAUCCCGAAGUUUAAAUGGUUCAACUAGCCAGCAACAAAUAAAAAGGCAGCUCUUAAGAGUGGGAUUCUAAUGGGCAAACAAUAGAAAUUGUAGGAAUACAGCAACUAUGCAACCGUUGAUUUCACAUUUCAAAUCAUUAACUUUUUUCCUUUUUUUAAUUUUUGUCAGCUUUUAGUCAGUUUCAAAGAGAUAUGAUUUUAGAUAUCCAGAUAUUAGCAAAGGAACAGUUCGAUGGUGUAGUUGAAACGUAAACUUGGGACCAAUUCCAUCCUCUGGGUAGUAUUUAUAGAUGCUAGAGAUUGUAUUUGAAACGUGUUUUUCAUGUAAUUUUGCUUGUCUUUUAUGUAGUUAUAUUACCAUGUCUGACUUCUGUUAUAUUAACUAAGUUACUUUAACUGUCACGUGUGUGUUUUUGAACAUUUGAUACACUGUGUCGGACCGCUUGCAAACUGAGUGAUUCUACUGAAACACAUUGCCAACUCUAUAACGCCAUGUAAAGUUAUUCAAAACUUUUGUGUUGGGGUGCUUCUACUUAUUCUGUAAUUGCUUCAACCAGAGCAAAAAGGCACAAAGCAACAAAUUCCUGUUUGAAUACAUUUCCAAACAACCCAUUCAUGCUUGAGGGGAAAAGGCCACACUCAAACAUCCUUAAUUGUGUAUGGAAGUACAAAGACAAAUGUUGCUGCAUUUACAUCUACCAACUGACUUCAGAAGAUCACCAUGUCCUCACGUUUCUUAGUGCUGUGUUUGCAUCUAAUGGUAUAAAACAUAUCAUUGUUCUGUCUGAUAAUGCCAACUGGUCAGAAACAUGGGUCAAAGCACUAUAGUACAGUAAAGCACUGGAUUAGAAAGUGGAUUAGAAACCAUUGAGUUACUGGUAACACAAACCGGAGGCUCCAUUAGUGUGAACUUCCAAUCCAAGGAAAGGAACAUAACAGGAAUGUAAUUUUGGGGGAAUGGCACCAAGAUGUCUUAUUAACUGCAGCUGUUUUAACAAUUGGAUUGUGAAUGAAAAGAGAACAUUUUUUCACAGGCAUAUCACUGCACACACAUGAAUGAAUGAAAUGAUUGUACAAGUAUGCUGAUGGAAGAAAUAUGUUUGGGAGUUUCUUAUAAAGGUCUCAAACUUUUGGUUAUAAUUAUUGCACCCAAAUAAGGUCAACAUAAAUAAUUAUUUACCUAUUUCUACAAUAUAAAACUUACUUAAAAUCUCACAGAAAAGGGGUAGUUGACAUAAAAUACUUUGACAUGUCCUGUGCUGUUACACUAUUUGAAACUAUAUCAAACGUAUUUUGCUUUUAUAAUGAUUAUUCAUGCUGCCUUUUUGAACUCAUAGAGACUACCAUUUUACUCUGACCAUUUUAAAUGUACUAGUCAAAAAGGUCAUUAAAAAUGUUGGGAAAUACCUGAUGACCAGUUACCAGACCUAAGAUAUUUUCUCUUAUACAUUCAUAAUGUAUAUUCAUAAUUGAGUUCCUGUUCAAAAAUGACCAGCCCACUAUUGUUGUUACCAAAUGUCAUAUUUCAUAUCUUAUCCCAAGAUAGUGCUUUAGAUCUUUUUGACAACUUAAUUCUUUUUUUUUUUUUUUUUUUUACAUAUUUUUUAAAAUAUAUUUGUAUUCACUGAACGGAGACUGUACCGGGCUAGUGGUGGGCACUCCCCUCAGAAAACAAUAAUUAAGUAAUA
Messenger RNA from Xyrauchen texanus (razorback sucker), 4189 nucleotides. RefSeq names its product 1-phosphatidylinositol 4,5-bisphosphate phosphodiesterase delta-1-like. Bases 208 to 2460 code for a protein of 750 amino acids. Gene Ontology annotation, molecular function: phosphatidylinositol-4,5-bisphosphate phospholipase C activity. Lineage: Eukaryota; Metazoa; Chordata; Actinopteri; Cypriniformes; Catostomidae. Gene Ontology annotation, biological process: lipid metabolic process; phosphatidylinositol-mediated signaling. The transcript has 15 exons. The record is from RefSeq and is a predicted model, not a curated record.